CCUAGGCAGGGCACGUGCGGGAGGAAGUAGCUCUGCUGUUCUGGCUGCCUUGAGUUUCUCAACGUGGAGCUAUGGGAGGUCUGGAAAAGAAGAAGUAUGAACGAGGCUCUGCCACCAAUUAUAUUACCCGAAACAAGGCCAGGAAGAAGCUGCAGCUGAGCCUGCCUGACUUCAGGCGGCUCUGCAUCCUGAAAGGUAUUUAUCCUCACGAACCCAAGCAUAAGAAGAAAGUUAACAAGGGUUCCACAGCAGCCCGGACAUUUUACCUUAUCAAAGACAUUAAAUUCCUCCUCCAUGAGCCCAUCGUCAACAAGUUCCGAGAGUACAAGCUCUUUGUCAGAUUGCUUCCAAGGCCUCUGGCUAGAGGGCCUUGGAACCCAAUGGAGUGGGCAUGAGUGCUGCCCUCACCACCCCGCAGGUACCCCACAUUUAUCGAUGCUCUGCGGGACCUCGAUGAUGCCCUGUCAAUGUGCUUCCUCUUCUCCACCUUCCCUCGGACUGGCAAGUGUCACGUGCAGACCAUUCAGUUGUGCCGCCGGCUCACUGUGGAGUUCCUGCACUACGUCAUCACUGCCCGAGCCCUGCGCAAGGUCUUCCUGUCCAUUAAAGGCAUUUAUUAUCAGGCUGAGGUGCUGGGUCAGCCCAUCGUAUGGAUUGCACCCUAUGCUUUCUCCCAUGAUCAUCCAACAGAUGUGGACUACAGGGUCAUGGCCACCUUCACUGAGUUCUAUACCACGCUCCUGGGCUUUGUCAACUUCCGUCUCUACCAGUCACUCAACCUUCACUACCCACCGAAGCUUGAAGGUCAAGCCCAAGCAGAGACAAAGAUCAGCGAGGACACAUAUGCACUGGACUCUGAGAGCUCUAUGGAGAAACUGGCUGCCCUCAGUGCCAGCCUGGCCCGAGUGGUGGUGCCUGCUAUAGAGGAGGCUGAGGCUGAUGAAUUCCCUGCUGAUGGGGAGGUGACAGCACAGGAGGAAGAUCGGAGGAAAGAUCUGGAGGCACAGGAAAAGCACAAGAAACUCUUUGAAGGCCUGAAGUUCUUCCUGAACCGAGAGGUGCCCCGUGAAGCAUUGGCCUUCAUCAUCAGGAGUUUUGGUGGGGAUGUAUCCUGGGACAAGUCUCUGUGUAUCGGAGCCACAUAUGACGUCACAGACUCAUGCAUCACCCACCAGAUUGUUGACCGGCCGGGGCAGCAAACCCCCAUCAUUGGCAGGUACUAUGUACAGCCCCAGUGGGUCUUCGACUGUGUGAACACCCGGCUCCUCCUGCCUGUGGCAGAGUACUUCCCCGGGAUGCAGCUGCCCCCGCAUCUCUCACCCUUCGUAUCUGAGAAGGAAGGAGACUACAUCCCCCCUGAGAAGCUGAAGCUCCUGGCUCUGCAGCGGGGAGAAGACCCAGGAAACUUGGAAGAGGAGGAGGAGGAGGAUGAAGAUGAUGACAACGAAGGUGAUGUUGCAGCGGAAAAUGAGGAGGAAGAUGUGGAAGCUGAAUCAGAGGAAGAGGAGGACAAGGAGGAGGAGGUGCGCCUGUCGGCCUUGGAGCAGCACAGGCUGGAAGAGAAGAAACCCCAGGUUAUGGCCGGCACUGUGAAGCUGGAAGACAAGCAGCGGCUGGCCCAGGAGGAAGAGAGUGAGGCUAAGCGCUUGGCCAUCAUGAUGAUGAAAAAGCGAGAGAAGUACCUUUACCAAAAGAUCAUGUUUGGCAAGCGGCGCAAAAUCCGAGAGGCCAACAAGCUGGCAGAGAAGAGGAAAGCCCAUGAUGAUGCUGUGAGGUCUGAGAAAAAGGCCAAGAGGACAAGGCCCGUGUGAGCUCCAGUCGUCCCUCACUGAGAUUUGGACUUGGCAGAAGCAAGCUAGUGAAACACACAUACACACCAGCCAGCACUCUCAUACUUUGGUGGUGUGUGGCUAGCCCCAGCCGCCUUUGUGGUUCAUGCCAGUGCCUGGGCAAAGAGGCCUCAACCCAACGCAGUUCUUAAUCCAGGAGUCCGUCUGACAUCCUCAUUUUCCUUGGCUUUCCACAGCCUCCUACAUAGCUGUGCCCAUCCUGUGCUCAGGAUGCUGUUGUGGAGUGAGGGUGGAGAGCUUUUAUUAUUAAAUGGUUGGAUCUUUACAGCCAAUUGGA
This is a messenger RNA of Mus caroli (Ryukyu mouse), 2127 nucleotides long. NCBI's taxonomy places the organism in Eukaryota, Metazoa, Chordata, Mammalia, Rodentia, Muridae. The record is from RefSeq and is a predicted model, not a curated record.